This is a messenger RNA of Leguminivora glycinivorella, 2644 nucleotides long. RefSeq lists its product as uncharacterized. Lineage: Eukaryota; Metazoa; Arthropoda; Insecta; Lepidoptera; Tortricidae. The record is from RefSeq and is a predicted model, not a curated record. Bases 79 to 816 code for a protein of 245 amino acids. The transcript has 2 exons.
UCAACAAAUGCCGUGCUAGGGCAAUGUUAAUGUGUUAAUAAAUAAACAUUUACAAAACAACAAACAAUAUAAGCAGAAAUGAGAUGGAGCGAAAAAGAAACGUGUACUUUUGUCAAAUUGUACCUGGAGAAUGAAGCACUUUGGAAUCCCAGAGUUCCAGAGUACAAAUCAAAACCAGAAAGGCACAAAGCCUAUACAAAGAUUAUAUCAGAUUUUCGAGCUGCUACGGGAAUGCCUUUAACGGAACCUGAAGUGAGAACGAAGAUUAAGAACUUGAGAUCCACCUACAUCCAGGAGGUCAAUAAAAUACGUAAGCGUUCUAGCCCGGACUCCGUUUUCAAGCCUUCGAUCAAAUGGUUCUAUGCUUGGCAUAAACAUUUUAGCAAGAGGCACAGAAUAAAUUUGGACGGUUUAGAUGAUACAUUUUUGAAUCAUGACAAAGAAAUUGACGAAUCAUGUCAAAAAAUAUGGGUCAAUCCAGAUGAAGUAAAUGAUAAUUCCAACCCUGACCCCUUCGAGUCCGAGCAAGACUUCCUGCUAGUCCUCAAACCAGAACCAGGAGAAGACAUAAAACAAGAAGCCUCAAGUUCAUGCAAAGUAAAGAAGAAAAAAUUCAAACACCGCCACAGUACCGAUCAGUCCGACAGGUCAUACAGAAACAGCAUAGAUGAAGCCAAAGAGGACGAAUUUGAUAUUUAUGGGAAAUUCAUAGCGUCACAGUUGAGGAAAAUGAAUUUGCAGAAAGCGCUGCGGUUACAGCUGGAGAUUCAGAGUUUAGUCAGUGAGGCGAGGAUUUCAGAUAUUACGGAACAUUGAAAUAUAGAAAUUAAUUUUUAAGGUUAUUGAUUUUGUUGUUUUUGCCCACAAUUGUUUCCAAAGACAGGGUAACAAGUGACAUUUUAAGUUCAUCAUUUUGUGGUGGUCCUUGGACAAAAAAUGUAUUUUUGUUUCAUUAAAUGAUGAAAUGUGUAGAAAACUUCUUCAAUGUCUGCCAGUUCAUAUUAAGUAAUUUUGCCAUUUAUUUAUUUUGAUUAUGAAGAUAAAAAAUUGACAAAAUUAUUUCUUAUAUUUUGUAUUAUUACAGGAAAUGAAACUUACAGUUAUAAAAUACGAUACAACAUGCCUACGAUGGAGUGAGCUCGCCCAAAAGAUCACUGUUUGAUGAUUUCUUUUGCAAAAAUAUGAAUUUAUUUUUGUAGUAAUUUCACUAUCAGUAACUUGCAAUGGCACAUCAAUCUAUAGUUUGAUAAUUUUCACCAAAGGACCAGUUUUCAAGUACAAGAAAAAAUAAAAUAAAACUCAAAAUAACGGAGAUGGCUGGUCCAAGAAUUUUACAGAUAGUGCCAGCAUAGGGUUUGUACCUGUCCAUCAUGCAAUACUACUGUUUUCAUAUUACUUUUAUUUUUAUAUUUCAUACCCUGAAUGAUAGAGACCUCUUAGGAUCUCAUAGGACAUAAUUAGAUACAGGUAAUACCUAUAUUGCUGGCGCAAUCUGCCGAAAUUUUCCGACUCCAAUGUAAAAUGUAUACUGUCUUAAAAUUAUAAGGAUAAAUAAAUAUAAGAAAAAGUCAUGUAGCAAGUCUGAUCUUUUAUUGCUGUUACAGCCUCUGUUUAUAAUAUAAACAAACAUAGCUUACGUUUCACUAGUGAAAAUCCAGAUUUCCUGAAUGUACCAAUUUAUUGUACCUACAUUCUCACAUUUGUCCUAGAAAUGUAUGACAAAAUAUACAGAUGUCUGCUGCAGAUCGGUUUCAGUACGAGAGUCCACGUCAAUUAUAUCUAUAACUAAAUUAAGUACUUCAAUUUUCACAAAUUACGAGUUCAGUAAAACAAAACAAAUUAUGGAAGCCUUACGGCUGAGCAUGGUUUAAAAAACUAACCAUCUAAAAACUUAAGUUAUAAAUAUUUAACGUUAAAAAUCGAUUUACACCAACUUUUUCUUGGACAACUUUAUAGUGUAGAUCGAUAUUUAACUUAGACUAGAGAAGACCACAAUCUUUAUUUCAACAAUCUCAAAAAUAAUACUAACAACAUUUCAUUACAAUCCGAUUGAGUCCAAUGUGCGUUUAUCGUAGUAGAAACUUUGGCAAUGAUUAUCGAGUUCAACCCUCGUGUGGAAAGUUGUUGACACUGAAUAUUCUGGGUGCCACUGCCAAUGAAAGGGUGUUUUAUCUUAAUUAUUACCUCUUAAUUAUUUACUCUUUAAUUGUUAUUUGCCUGCUUUUGCUCUCCUGGUUUACAGUUAGUAAUUAAGCUAGGAACAUACUACGCGGACGUCCGCGGUCGCGCGACCGCGACCGAUCAGUGUGCACGGUCUUCGAGACGUGGCUUCGGCUGACCAAAAUAUCCAGUGAGCCAGAUUUCGAUCGGACGCCCGUGCGCUCAAGGCCACGUCCACGACCGACGACCGAUAGUUUGCACGGUUAAGUGUAUAUUGAUUGUCUAGAUCCGCGUCCGCGUAAUAUGUUCCUAGCUUUAGGCGGGGUCCACAGUGUCCACACUGACCGAGCAGCAAUGCCUCGCGCGCAAAACGUCCAUGCUCGAGCGAACACGUUUGCCUCGCCCGAGCCAAUUUGCGCGGGAAGAUGGCGGCCCUCAGGCAGCUGUUCAAAAUUCAACUUGCUUAAAAAAUAAGAACUUUGAC